Messenger RNA from Letharia lupina, 792 nucleotides. RefSeq lists its product as uncharacterized. NCBI's taxonomy places the organism in Eukaryota, Fungi, Ascomycota, Lecanoromycetes, Lecanorales, Parmeliaceae. The transcript has 2 exons. The record is from RefSeq and is a predicted model, not a curated record. The coding region runs from base 1 to 792 and encodes 263 amino acids.
AUGUCCACCACUCAGUUUAAGGCCUCGAUCAGCUCGUCCGAAACCGCCACUAGCAUACCGAAGACAACAACAAUACCAACGACCGUCUUCACCAAAAUAUCAUCCACCUCGACCAAAACCUCAUCGGCCAGCUCGAAAGCAAUCACCUACGAUAUCGACGUAAGCUAUAUGUCCCAUUCAUCAGAUUUCCUAGAGUGCUCUCUUCAAUACUCCGCCCAGUUUGACGACAGAAUCAUCAAGCCUGCCCUGACUCUCCUCAACCCCCUCGGCAUUGAAGUCAACAUUUUCUUAAACCCCUGGGCCGUAGACAAUCAACCUCCCACGGUCGGCGUGCCAGCACACUCCCAGCUGAACCCCAUCGUGACAGCUUUCGAACAACAAGCGACCAACGGUACACCCUCUCUUACGAUCCUCUAUCCGGACUCAAACCUCAAGUCCUUCGACCUCCACUCCUUCUACUUCGGCUAUUUGGCAAACACUAGCGCUACGGCCGUCGAUGUGGCGCUGCAGUGUACGAUCGCUGUCGCGGGAUUCAGAGAAGGGCAGGAGGUGACGGUGGCGGGUUAUACCUUCACGCUGCCGACGGUCGCGGUGGAUGUCCCUAUGAUUCAGAGUGCGACACCGUAUCUCAAUUUCUCUCCCAAUCAGAAUGGCUCCUUCAGUCUCCGGAAUCUCACAACGUUGGAGUCUAGUCCUGAAAUCGAUCCGCAAUUUACCGGCUUAGUGGAGGACACAGGCGAAGACCUCUUCCGACAAAUCCACCUAUAUGAACGGCCUCAAGACACUGGCUAG